Molecule: messenger RNA, 755 nt
Organism: Otolemur garnettii (small-eared galago)
Lineage: Eukaryota; Metazoa; Chordata; Mammalia; Primates; Galagidae
Gene: INCA1
Product: inhibitor of CDK, cyclin A1 interacting protein 1
Exons: 6
Coding region: 51-755 (234 amino acids)
Biological process (GO): negative regulation of cyclin-dependent protein serine/threonine kinase activity; negative regulation of cell population proliferation
Cellular component (GO): cytoplasm
Molecular function (GO): cyclin-dependent protein serine/threonine kinase inhibitor activity; cyclin binding
Source: RefSeq, a predicted model, not a curated record
UCUCCCAGCACCAAAAAGGAGACAGUCUAGCUACCCAGCCCAGUCCAGUCAUGCAGGUACGAGAAGAUGAAGACAACCUCAUACCCUUUGCCAAAUGUUCCAGGGUGGUCAGCCGAUCUCUAUCUCCAGCCUUGCCUUCCCAGAGUCCCAGACCGAUGGCCCAGCGUUAUGGAGCUGUCUUCUGGGAGAACCUUAGUCAAAGGCCCUGCCCUACCUGGAAAGAGGAAAAGUCCAUUCCAUCCAUUCUGAGAGCCACUGGUUUCUCCCUGCCUGGCCUACACUAUCCUAAGGGGCUGCCACCACCUGAGAUGCUUUGCAGAAGAAAGAAAAAGAGGCCACAUUCAGAGGGAAUGCAGCAGGGACCUGGGAGCAUCCCUGCCCGGGUGAGGGCUGUCACUUAUCACCUAGAAGACUUAAGGAGGCGCCAGAGAACCAUCGAUGAACUGAAGAAGGCCCAAUGGGGCGGCUCUGGGGCUGCAUUUGAGCCUCUGAUGCUUGCUGAAGAGGGCUGUGGAUUCUCCAGCACCACUGAAUACCCUGAUCUGGAAGGAGAGAGGGCAACCCAUCCACAGGAAGAGGGCCAUUUGCUCACUCCUGGGAGGGCCCAGCUGCUUUGGUCUCCCUGGAGUCCCCUGGGCCAGAAGGAGGCAUGCCCCUCCAGAGGGCUGUACUCCCUGGCCUCCUUCAGCACUGUCACAGCCAGUAGGAACCCCCUUUACAAUCCCUGGGGGACAGAGCUGGCGUCUGAGGAGUAA